This is a messenger RNA of Mobula hypostoma (lesser devil ray), 4934 nucleotides long. RefSeq names its product guanine nucleotide exchange factor for Rab-3A-like. The record is from RefSeq and is a predicted model, not a curated record. Gene Ontology annotation, biological process: exocytosis. Gene Ontology annotation, molecular function: guanyl-nucleotide exchange factor activity. The transcript has 11 exons. Gene Ontology annotation, cellular component: Golgi to plasma membrane transport vesicle. Lineage: Eukaryota; Metazoa; Chordata; Chondrichthyes; Myliobatiformes; Myliobatidae. The coding region runs from base 472 to 1563 and encodes 363 amino acids.
UAUUCGAGAGAGAGAGAGAGAGCGAGCGAGCGAGCCAGCCGCAGGUGGUCACGUGAUAGCGAGCCGAGGCUGACUGAGCUGUUCCUGUUCGUGCCUUGUGCUGUAGAAUGCAGUGAACUGGAAGAGAGGGAGAGAGAGCGAGAGAGCGAGAAUCCCAGCAGCACAGCAGGGAAAGAUCCCCCAGUAUUUCCUUGCCAGGAGCUGGCAUCAUGACCCUAUCUGCGUAAUGGAACUACAGCUGCAACCCAAAGCAUUGGGUAGUUAGAUACGCAUGAGUGAGGGGAUCCCUGUUGGUAUGUGGAAGCGAUUUUAUUCCUGAAGCAAUAUCAUUAUUUGGAGUGGACUGGUUCACCCUAAUGGCUUGGAUACAUCACAAAGAUUCCUCUCUAUCUUUCCACCAGGGAGCAGAAGCAAACUGUUGGGAAUCAGUGUUUCUCCGGUAAUCGAACUCUUAGCACCUGGAAGGAAGCAAUGCCCUUGGAUGAUGAAGCUGUGCCUGAGCAGCAGACAGCAAAUGCUCAACAGGAGAACUCUGAGCCCAUGAGCGAGGAGAUGCUUCGCAACGCCUAUCACCUUUCCCGGUUACGGAGCUCCUCGGUAGAAAUAAGGGAGAAAGGGUCAGAACGGCUGAAGGAGGAGCUGGCAAAGGCACAGAGGGAGCUGAAGCUGAAGGAUGAAGAAUGUGAGAAGCUGUCUAAAGUGCGGGAGCAGUUGGAGCAGGAGCUGGAAGAGCUGACAGCUAGUCUCUUUGAGGAAGCACACAAGAUGGUGAGAGAAGCAAACACUAAACAAGCUGCAGCUGAGAAGCAGCUUAAAGAAGCACAGGGGAAGAUUGAUGUGUUACUGGCAGAGGUGACUGCAUUGAAGACACUGGUUAUUACAUCGACACCAUCAUCUCCCAAUAGAGAGCUACAUCCACAGCUCCAGAAUCCCUCGAAAGCCGUCUUUAAAAAGGGCCAUGGUCGCAACAAAAGCAUGAGCAGUGCCAUCGUCACAGCAGCCACACAGAAUGCUCAGUUGCAGACAAUAAAUAAGGAUAGUAGGGAGAUGGACCUGAUUUUAUUUGAUGAGUUCCAGGCAUGGAAGGAGGAACCGACUCUGGAUAAGGCUUGCCCAUUCUUAGAAAGGAUUUACCAAGAAGACAUUGGUCCAUGCCUUUCCUUCGCCAAACACGAGCUGACAGAAGCGGUUCAAGCUGCCGUCGAGAGCAACACGUUGAGUAUUGAACCAGCAGCUGUCCAAGCGCUACCAGUGGUCAAAGCUUCAGCUGUAGAGUGUGGUGGACCAAAUGGGUGGCAGGCUGAAGUAGUGACGAAAUGCGCAUUGAGUGGCCUGUCCAGAACCUGUAAGCAUCGCAUCAAGCUGGGAGACUCAGGAAGUUAUUUCUACAUUUCACCAUCCUGCAGGACCAGGAUUACUGCUGUUUGCAACUUUUUGACAUAUAUCCGGUAUAUUCAGCAAGGCCUGGUCCGACAAGAUGUGGAACAGAUGUACUGGGAAGUUAUGAAGCUGAGGAAGGAAAUGUCAAUUGCUAAACUAGGGUAUUUUACUGAGGAGUCAUAGUCCCUAAGUUUGUGUUCCAGAUUUAGCGCUAGGCUACACAAUUGAAUUUUGAGGGGCUAUUAAUUACAAACGAUUGAUUUAAACAAUGGAAGAAAUAAUGUCUUCUGUAAACAAGAACCCUUUGCUUUCAUGAAAAAGACGAAUUGAGCAAGUGUGGUAAUGUAUUCAGAAUUUAGUACCUCCUAUAUCCUGGCCUUGUGCUAUAUUUUUAAACAAAAAUCGAUGCUGAAAGACUGUGAAUAUAUAUAUAUAUAUAUAUAUGUAUACAGGGUAAAUUUUUAUUAUUUUUUAACCUGUAACUUUGUUCUCUAUUCACAAUAGUCAAGAACCUUAUGUAACAUGGAGACAAAUAUCUAUGGAGAAUCAACUGAAGGAAAGUGUUUAUUCCCUUUAAUGUAAUAUUCCCUUAAUUUUCUUGUGGAUUCCCCACUGCCCACGAUUCUGGACUCUGGCAUGAAUAAUAAUCAGUUGAUUAUAUCUGCAUUGAUGAGCUCAACACCAGCUCAUGAAAAACCUUGAGGGUGGGCAGUUAAGUAAAACUUGUUGAAUUUUUUUUACUCUUUCAUGCUAGGAGACAUUAGUAUCGAUGCUAUGCCAGAGAAUUGAGCAGCAAAAGGUACAAGAUUUGCUGUAAUAUGCGGAAACACAAGGUUGAUGUGUUGAUUAAGUUCCUUAAAAGUGGCUACCUUGCAAGUUCAAGAUGUAGCAUUAAGGCCAGUCCAGCAAUGACCACUCUGCUCUAACACCCCUUUGGAAAUCUCUCUCCAGUACAUUAACAAACAUGUCCACAUUGUCAUGUUGCCUUUGUGCUCUCCGCAAGGUCUAGCCAUAGUACUGUAGGAGGUUGUGAAUAAAACAUGCGAGAGUCACUUUAUGUGCUUAACAAAAGCCACAGAUGUUUACUUCCAUUAUGAACAAACCAAAAAGCAGUUGCCUUAUGCUGACAUAAUUACAUCAGACACCAUCUCUAAAGUGAAACCAGCAGUUCAAUGACUGUGUUUGUGAAUUUUGUAAAACAGUUUCUACAUAAACAAUCUGUCACCUAUGACAUUACUGUAACCACUGGGCCAGGAUUACAGGCAGGUUCUGGACCUCUUUAAAGCAGGCAAUCCGACAAGGUCAUUUAAAGUUAUAAUAAAUUCUAUUGACAGACAAAGUUUUGUUUAAAAACAUUGUACAUAGAGAGGCAAGUCAGAUUUCACAUAAAGUACAUCUCAGAUGGUGUAAAGUGUGUGAGGUAAAGUGACCACACCAGUAUAACAAUGUGCAAGAGUACCUCAAGCUCACAUGGAUAUUAAAAACUAACCAUACAAAUCCCACAAACUCAAGUUAAGCAAAAUGUGUUAAAUAAUAGAUGACUCGCACAAAGACUUACACUGUCCUGCAGUGUACAAAGGGAGCUGCAUAAGUAACACACCUCAUGUAGGUCACAAGAUCACUGAAAUAAAUCAAUCAAAAUGUUUGGCAGUGGUGCCACUUGCCUCCCCUGUUUGGAGUAGACAAUGGCCCAAACAUGUGUGGGAGCACGCUUUUAGGACAACCUGGGGAAGAAGGUCCCACGCUACUUUCCCUCCAGCUGGAAACAACAGGCGCAAUGUUGAUAAAUAAUUAAUACCUAGCCCACAUACCAGAAAAUGACCUGUGCCCAUACAGCUGUACCUCAUCAAAAUAAACAGUUUUGGGAGCCUAUGGGUGCAAGGUUGAGGGUGUUAUAGGAAUGGGGUGGAUGGAAAGGAAGGUUUAUAGAUAAGUAGUGAAAUAAAUAAAAAUAUAAAUUUUACCACUGUGAAGUUGCAGUAACACUGCUGCAUACACAAAUGCCUCCGUCAGUUGACAGACCCAGUUGCCUAUUAUUGCCAUAAAUCAUUGUCAUUGUUUUUUUUUGAGCUCCUAUAACUUUAUGUAUUUGCCACUGUACUUUUGCAAGAAUCUACUAUCUCAUUAUUGGCAUAUUGUGCUGUAUGUUCCCACUGAUGCGCAUCCUACAGCAGGGAUCUCCAACCAUUUUUUAUGCCAUGGACCAACACCAUUAAGUUGGGAACACCUGUUAGAGUACUAGAGAACCAAUAAUGAGAGUGUCCACUAAAACUAAUAAUAUAUAAGAGGCACCUUGACCCAACACUAUUACGUUAGUGUCUCUUCCCUUUCUGCUGUUCAAUAAAUAUUUUACCUCAGGGCCCAUGAAUCAGUAGAUUCUUCACAUUCCCUUACCGUCCAUUUCUCACAGAAUGGUUUCAUUAUCUGUCAAUCUGGAGAACAUUGUGUCUUCAUGUCUAUUCUUUCUUCCUACAUUUCUGGGUGUACCAUUUUUUUGGUAACUAGCCUCCUGAGCAGUAAGUGUUUUCAUGUUAAAUCUCCACAUAUCACAUAUGUUUUGUGUAAAGACGUGGCGAAGCAUGGCAUCCUGAGAAUGGGUUCCAAUAACUUCCAGGAAGUCACGAUGUAUCAUUCCUAUCGAUGUUUAAUAUGUAUAAAAAUAUUUAUAAUCCAUCUAUUAUAAACAAUGGAUUAUAGUCUUUAUCGUCUAUCCAUUGCCACUAAAGGAGCAUUGUUAAAUGUUUGGUAAGCCUUAAUAAAAAUAAUUUACAACAACUUUCUCCACUUGUAUCUUAGGGUACUGUUUUGUGCUGGGAUUGACAAGUGCUAGAGUCCUGUGGUUGGUGCUAGAGUCAGUCUUCAGUGAGUGAGAACUCCUUAUUUAAACAGGAUGUGUCUCAGUAGACCCUGGUUGUCUAUUCAGUUGAUAUCCACAGUUGGAUUUUCCAGUAAGGUUUCCCUGCCUUAUUUGCCUCUGCAUCUGUGAUGUGGAUCUAGAUUAAUCUGAACGCAGACAACUCAGCUUGUCAGUAUGGUUCAAUAUCAUAACAAGUGGGAUAUUAAGCAGGGGAACCUUUGCUUAAAAAUAUAAGGAAAACAAUAAAUCACAUUGUUAUAUGAUAGCAUGGCAUCUGAGAUGUUGACAUUCCAAAAUGGCAUGGCAUCCUCCUGACCCUUCAUCUUCUAUCUCUUAGAAACUGUGUUUUCCAAACAUUUUUUCCCUAGAGGAAAAAGUGCUCCUUUAAGGUGUGUGGAGAGUUUAUUUUUUAAUUGACUAUUUCAAUUGUUAUUAAUUAGUUCCAGUGUUUGUAUUAUUGGAGAGCAAAAAAUGCACUUUUGCCAAAUGAAAUGCCAAUGGGAUGAAGGGAAUUCUCUUUUUCUUCAGUUUGGUUUGGGCUGACUAUACAUUUAUACAAAUGUCUAAUACGUUCUACAAUGUAUCUAAAAGAAAAUGAGUAAAGUUGAUCAUUUGCUUCUUUGUAUAAACAAACUGAAGUCGAUGGGCACAAUAACAUUGUAUUUUUAGCAUGCUAAUAAAUUAUAGAUUGGAAUCU